GCAGGGGCUUGUCCAGCGUGGUUUUCCAAACUUGUUUGCGCACGCCCAGUGCACAGACCGCCCAGUGGCUUGAGAUUUUUGAAAGCCAUUUCGUCCGGCAGCAGCGAAUAACAGCACAGACGCCGGCUGAGACAACAAAAGCAAGAGAAGGGCACCAUGGAGCUGAAUGAUGGAAACCUUCAGACACUCACAGAAUUUAUGCGCAAAACUCUGGACCCGGAUCAAUCAGUCAGACGGCCAGCUGAAAAGUUUCUUGAGUCAGUUGAAGGGAACCAGAACUACCCAAUAUUGCUGCUUACAUUAUUGGAGAAAUCUCAAGACAACGUGAUCCGGGUGUGUGCAGCUGUCACCUUUAAAAACUACAUCAAGAGAAACUGGCGCAUAAUUGAAGAUGAACCAAACAAAAUCUCAGAUCCUGACCGAACCACUAUCAAGGCCAACAUUGUACAUUUGAUGUUGAGCAGCCCUGAACAGAUUCAGAAACAGUUGAGUGAUGCCAUCAGCAUCAUCGGCAGAGAGGACUUCCCUAUGAAGUGGCCGGACCUCUUGACAGAGAUGGUGACCCGCUUCCAGAGCGGAGACUUCCACAUCAUUAACGGAGUGCUCCGGACCGCACACUCACUUUUCAAGAGGUAUCGUCACGAGUUUAAGUCGAAUGAGCUGUGGCUGGAGAUUAAACUGGUGUUGGACACGUUUGCGAGUCCACUGACUGAACUCUUCAAGGCCACCAUUGAGCUGUGUCAGACCCAUGCGACGGACAUCAACGCUUUGAAGAUCCUCUUCUCGUCCCUUACUCUGAUUUCAAAACUCUUCUACAGUCUCAACUUCCAGGACCUUCCUGAGUUUUUUGAGGACAACAUGGAGACCUGGAUGUCUAAUUUCCAUAACUUGUUGACCUUGGAUAACAAGCUACUACAAACAGAUGAUGAAGAGGAGGCAGGUCUUCUGGAGCUGCUCAAAUCUCAGAUCUGUGACAACGCUGCUCUUUACGCCCAGAAGUACGAUGAAGAGUUCCAGCCUUACCUGCCUCGCUUUGUCACUGCUAUCUGGAACCUGCUGGUCUCCGCAGGCCAGGAGGUCAAGUACGACCUGCUUGUGAGCAAUGCUAUUCAGUUCCUGGCAUCUGUGUGUGAAAGGCCCCACUACAAGCAUCUGUUUGAGGACCAGAACACACUCACCAGUAUCUGUGAGAAGGUCAUUGUGCCCAACAUGGAGUUCAGAAGUGCUGAUGAGGAGGCCUUUGAGGAUAACUCUGAAGAAUACAUCCGAAGAGAUCUUGAAGGAUCAGACAUAGACACUCGGCGCAGGGCUGCCUGUGACUUAGUGAGAGGCCUGUGUAAGUUCUUUGAGGGCCCGGUCACAGCCAUCUUCUCUGGCUAUGUGAACUCCAUGCUGGGGGAGUAUGCCAAGAACCCAGUGGUGAACUGGAAGCACAAAGACGCUGCCAUCUACCUGGUCACAUCUCUGGCCUCUAAAGCCCAGACAGCGAAGCAUGGUAUCACCCAGGCUAACGAGUUGGUGAACCUCACAGAAUUCUUUGUGAACCACAUUCUCACAGACCUCAAUUCCCAAAACGUCAAUGAGUUUCCAGUGUUGAAGGCUGAUGCCAUCAAAUACGUCAUGAUCUUCAGGAGUCAGUUGCCCAAAGAGCAGCUGCUGCAGGCUGUCCCUCUGCUGGUGGCCCACCUACAGGCGGAGAGCACAGUGGAGCACACCUACGCUGCCCACGCCCUGGAGAGACUCUUUACCAUGAGGGGCCCCAACAACUCCACACUUAUCACUCCUACAGAGAUGGCCCCCUUCACGGAACAGCUGCUCAACAACCUGUUCAAAGCCCUGGCUCUGCCUGGCUCAUCAGAGAACGAAUAUAUCAUGAAAGCCAUCAUGCGCAGCUUUUCCCUCCUGCAGGAGACCAUUGUUCCUUACAUCCCCACACUGAUUGGCCAGCUCACUCACAAGCUCCUCCUAGUUAGCAAGAACCCCAGCAAGCCUCACUUUAACCACUACCUGUUUGAGUCCCUGUGCCUGUCUAUCCGGAUCACCUGCAAGGCCAACCCUACCACUGUGGGCAGCUUUGAGGAGGCCCUCUUCCCAGUUUUCACUGAGAUCCUACAGAAUGACGUACAGGAGUUUGUGCCCUACGUGUUCCAGGUGAUGUCUCUGCUUCUGGAGAUCCACACCAGCUCCAUCCCUAACUCCUACAUGGCCCUGUUCCCCCACCUGCUGCAGCCCGUGCUUUGGGAACGCACUGGCAACAUCCCCCCUCUGGUGCGCCUGCUUCAGGCCUACCUGGAGAAGGGGGCUGCCACCAUAGCCAGCUCUGCUGCUGACAAAAUACCUGGUCUGCUAGGAGUCUUCCAGAAGCUCAUAGCCUCCAAGGCCAAUGACCACCAAGGUUUCUACCUGAUGAACAGCAUCAUAGAGCACAUGCCCACGGAGUCAAUUGUUCAGUACAGGAAACAGAUCUUCAUUCUCCUCUUCCAGAGACUGCAGAGCUCCAAAACAACCAAGUUCAUCAAGAGUUUCAUGGUUUUUAUCAAUCUGUAUGGUGUCAAGUAUGGAGCCAUUGCUCUGCAGGAGAUCUUUGACAGCAUACAGCCAAAGAUGUUUGGCAUGGUGCUGGAGAAGAUAGUCAUUCCAGAGGUGCAGAAGGUGUCUGGCCCAGUGGAGAAGAAGAUCUGUGCCGUGGGCAUCAUCAAGAUCCUCACUGAGUGCCCGGCAAUGAUGGAUACCGAGUACACCAAACUCUGGACCCCCCUGCUCCAGGCCCUGAUUGGUCUGUUUGAGCUGCCAGAGGAUGACAGCAUCCCUGACGACGAGCACUUCAUUGACAUUGAGGACACAGCCAGUUACCAGACUGCUUUCUCCCAGCUGGCCUUUGCUGGGAAGAAGGAGCACGACCCCAUCGGCGCCGCUGUCAGCAACCCCAAGAUCCUGUUAGCGCAGUCCCUCCACAAGCUCUCCACUGCCUGUCCUGGACGGGUCCUCUCUAUGUUGAGCACCAGCCUGAAUGCUGAGGCCCUCCAGUACCUGCAGGGUUAUCUCCUGGCUGCAUCUGUGCAGCUGGUGUGAAGACACGACGGCUUCCGCUCUGAUGCGCAAUGGAGACCGUGACACUGCACAAUGACUGAGCACUGUCUGUCGCCCAUGGGCAACACCAGGACUGGGACAGACUCGCCAGGACUUAGUGGACAGAAGACUGACUGACUUUACUCAUGGUGGAUACUUGGACAAUGGGUCAACAUUUUCAUCUAUGAAUUGGGAUUUUUAUGGUUUUAAGUGUUAAAAGAAAGUACAUUUAAUAUGUUACCUUUAAUGAGCGCACCAGAAUAUAUUUUGUAUUUUUGGGGGGGUGGGGCUCAGUCCCUAAUUGGCUUGCUGUGCGGUUGGCAAGUUGAGCAAGGCUGUUGUCACCAACACUCAGCUUUGUGAACAUAAUGCUUUGAUAUGACUGUUUCUGCUUGUUUGUCGAUUUGUCAUUUAUAACAACGGCCGGUCAUUGUGAAUUGACAGUAUUCUAGAACAAGUAUUGGCCCCAAAACAUUAUGCUUAAAGGGAUACUUAAAGAUUUUGGCAAUGAUUUGCUCUAUUUCCCCGGAGUUCGAUUGAACUAGUAGAUACCAUUUUUAGGUCUGGUUGGUAUGAAGGAAUUUCGAGGUAGUUUUGCGAACCAAUGCUAACUAACCUUAGAUACCCGUCGACUUACUCUGGGGAAGUAGAGCUAGGGCCUCAUUUACAAAAUCCUGAGGUAUCCCUUUAAUGUUUUUCUGCAUGUAGCUAGUCAUAGCAUUGUCUUUUUGAUGUGAAUAAAGAGGCACUUGUAUAAAACCGGUGCUGUUUAGCACUUUCA
Molecule: messenger RNA, 3850 nt
Organism: Oncorhynchus tshawytscha (Chinook salmon)
Lineage: Eukaryota; Metazoa; Chordata; Actinopteri; Salmoniformes; Salmonidae
Product: exportin-2
Exons: 25
Coding region: 157-3072 (971 amino acids)
Biological process (GO): protein import into nucleus; protein export from nucleus
Cellular component (GO): cytosol; nuclear envelope
Molecular function (GO): small GTPase binding; nuclear export signal receptor activity
Source: RefSeq, a predicted model, not a curated record